Messenger RNA from Aspergillus campestris IBT 28561, 1337 nucleotides. RefSeq names its product OST3/OST6 family protein. The coding region runs from base 152 to 1132 and encodes 326 amino acids. The transcript is spliced from 4 exons. Gene Ontology annotation, cellular component: oligosaccharyltransferase complex. The record is from RefSeq and is a predicted model, not a curated record. Lineage: Eukaryota; Fungi; Ascomycota; Eurotiomycetes; Eurotiales; Aspergillaceae.
GCAGUAGGUACGUAUCUACAGAAUGCGCCGUACGUAUGUUAGAUAAGAAAACCACCAUUGUACCCACACCAAUUGCAACACCGAUGUUGGAUACACCUUGCGAGUGAUACUUCCUCUACGCAGCAGAGUGCUCCAGAACUGCACCGUCACAAUGAAUAUCCUCGCCUUCUUCCUUCCGUUCGUUUCUAUAAUUCCGGCUGUGCUGGGCGCGGUCCCGAAGUCGGAUACAUUCGCGAAAUAUGAGGCUCUCUCACGUUCAGGUCCAAUCGACUUGGAUGAUUCUUCUUACGACGAAUUGACAUCAAAGCCCCGGGACUACCAUGUCGCGGUCAUUCUCACGGCCGUAGACCCUCGAUUUGGCUGCGUCCUGUGUCGCGAAUUCCAGCCAGAGUGGGAGCUCAUUGCAAAGAGCUGGAACAAGGGCUCGAAGUCAGAUGACAUGAAAUUGCUAUUUGGCACUCUCGAUUUCACCGAUGGAAGGAAUACGUUCCAGAAGUUGAUGCUUCAAACGGCGCCUGUCCUCCUUCUGUUUCCUCCCACCGUGGGACCAUCUGCUAGGGUCGACGGUGGCCCCUUGAGAUAUGAUUUCAGCGGCCCUAUCUCCGCCGAUCAACUUUAUACAUGGAUAAACCGCCAUCUCCCGGAAGGUCCGAAGCCACCUCUUGUUCGCCCUCUGAACUACAUGCGGAUUGUUUCUUUCGUAACUAUCCUGAUGGCCGUGGUAACGCUCUUUACGGUUUUAUCGCCUUAUGUCCUGCCGAUCAUUCAGAACAGGAACAUUUGGGCUGCAGUCAGCUUGAUCGCUAUCCUCCUCUUCACAAGUGGACACAUGUUCAAUCAUAUCCGCAAAGUACCAUACGUGGUUGGGGAUGGUAAAGGCGGUAUUAGUUAUUUUGCGGGCGGAUUCCAAAACCAAUUUGGGAUGGAAACGCAGGUCGUCGCAGCUAUUUACGCCGUCCUUUCAUUCGCGACGAUUGCUCUAGCAAUGAAGGUUCCUCGUACCGCGGAUAAAAAGGCACAGCAAGUUGCCGUGGUAAUUUGGGGCACUGUGCUUCUCGGCGUGUACAGCUUCCUACUCAGCGUAUUCAAGGCGAAAAAUGCCGGGUAUCCUUUCUUUCUGCCCCCGUUUUGAUCGGACCUAUAUUCUGGCUGAGAGAAUGUAUGGCUUUACGGAUCAUGGAAGGGUGAAGCCUGCAUUGGCCAGCUAUACGUGGCUUGCAACAUACCUCUGUUCAGAUGGCUCGACCAAAGCCGAGCCAUUUGAAUGUGCAUAUGGUCCAUCCCCAACACUCUUCGUGUAUUUUAGCAGCUCUAAAUUUCUAGUCAACAAGCACGGC